Colletotrichum navitas is the source of this 476-nucleotide messenger RNA. RefSeq lists its product as uncharacterized. Bases 48 to 296 code for a protein of 82 amino acids. The record is from RefSeq and is a predicted model, not a curated record. The transcript has a single exon. Lineage: Eukaryota; Fungi; Ascomycota; Sordariomycetes; Glomerellales; Glomerellaceae.
UGUAAGGACAUCGCCGAUAGGUCGGCGAUUGGGUGCCUUAUAAGGUCAUGUGUGGUGCAGUUCUGACACGUAGUGCUAGAACUGGCGGAUCUUUUGGCAGUUGCCAGAAUGGUCUAUUGUCGGGCGUUGGCACACCACCCAAUCCCAUUACAAUUGUUCUGGCACUACGUGGGUCUUCUGGCUGUAGGAACAGGGGCUGGGUUCGACUCCCGCCUGUUGCCGAGGACUUCUUAGUGUGUAGGCCCACCUCAGAGAGGCAGGGGCUGGCGGUUGGUCAGCGACCGGUCGGGUUAUAGGCCCACGGCGUUUGAUUCAGCUUGGCACACGAGAAGUAGCCUACGUUGGGCUCAGAGGGACUAGGUGCAGGGAGGCAAUGUCUGGCAGCUGUUGCCAGACGCCAGGCUGCCCAGGGCCUUCGGGGUUCGCAUGACCUUGUGCUCCAGCGCACGGAUGCCGGCGCUAGUGUGAGCUCCUCG